AUGGCCGGGUUCGGCGCGAUCUUUGUCGGCUUUUGCUUGGUUUUCUCCAUCUUCCCUCUGUCCAGUUUGUUUCCGCACUACAUCUCCCCCCUUCCGCCCGCCAAGGGCACUCAACCUUCGCUCAGUCCACGCCUGCAGAAUGAUCUUCACCUCUCCCAAUCCACGUGCAAAGCCGAAUUCUCACGACUCUAUCCUCAGCUCAUCGCCAACCAGAUCGCAUGGAAGAGCAAAGGCGGCAUCCUCUACGCAGACGUCAAGAACGCAGCCGACAACUGUCGACACGGAUGUGUGCAUUUGAUCAUCAAACAUGGACAGAUUUUCAUCAGGGCUCAGAAGAAAGAUUGGCAGAGUAGGGUCAGGUCGACCCUGCAGCUGCUCGACAAAGCCUACAGCGGAGCGAGUGAGCACGAAAAGGCAUUGAUGGAAGCAACCGAGCUCGUCAUCAGCACGGCAGAUUUCGACGGCUUCACCGACCCCAACAGCCGAGGUGCCGGAUGGGUGCUCGACAAACGAGUAAACGAUACCCAGGGACAAUACCUGUUUCCCGAUUUUUCCUUCGCCAGUUGGCCCGAAGCGGGCAUCCCUUCGUACCAAGAGUUUCGACGUCAAGCGCAACAGGUCAACGCCGAGACCCCCUGGAAGUCCAAAACUAACCCAGCAUUCUGGAGAGGUGACGCUCUGGCGGGCCAGAACAUCAAGCCACGAGAAUCGCUGCUCAGCGUUGCAACCGGUGCUGGCACCGAAACUUGGUCCGAUGUCAAGCGAACCAGUUUCUGGGUUUCCGGUCCGAGCAUCGAAAAGAUCGUUUCGCCACCUGAACACUGUCGACACAAGUUUCUCAUCCACUCCGAAGGCGUGGCGUAUUCGGGCCGGAGCAAGUUCAUCCUCUCAUGCCAAUCGGCUGUUGUCAUGCACGCUUUGGAGUGGGAGCAGCAUUUUCACCCGGCUCUCAUUUCCGAUGUAACUUCCCCCGACCAAAACCACCUCCUGCUACCAGGUAGCUACUUUGAAGCUCUGCCAGAGACGAUCAAGUCUCUGAUCGCCCAAGAGGUUUCAAGCACAACCGCGCUGACGACGGGCCAGAGAAUUGCAGCAAACGCAAAACGAACCUUGACGGAUAGGUACCUUACCCCCGCCGCAACUGCAUGCUACAUCCGUGCAGCUCUGAUCAGUUAUAGCAGCAAUCUAGUCAGGACGAGCUGGCCAGAUCAACAGGGUCCUAAAUUGAUCGAGGGCUCAGGCGUUGUCCCGGGAGCAGGCACUUCAAAAGGCGGAUUAAAGCAGUUGGGUGUCAAGGGCGACAUCGAGUUGGGCGUCUGGAGUAACCUAGGUCAGCCAGAGUGGCCGCCUGAAUGA
This is a messenger RNA of Mycosarcoma maydis (corn smut), 1356 nucleotides long. RefSeq lists its product as uncharacterized. Lineage: Eukaryota; Fungi; Basidiomycota; Ustilaginomycetes; Ustilaginales. The transcript has a single exon. Bases 1 to 1356 code for a protein of 451 amino acids. The record is from RefSeq and is a predicted model, not a curated record.